Messenger RNA from Penicillium angulare, 1458 nucleotides. Its product is annotated as cytochrome P450. The transcript has 2 exons. Bases 1 to 1458 code for a protein of 485 amino acids. NCBI's taxonomy places the organism in Eukaryota, Fungi, Ascomycota, Eurotiomycetes, Eurotiales, Aspergillaceae. Gene Ontology annotation, molecular function: iron ion binding; oxidoreductase activity, acting on paired donors, with incorporation or reduction of molecular oxygen; monooxygenase activity. The record is from RefSeq and is a predicted model, not a curated record.
AUGGCAAUUGGAGCUCUUUUAGCAGCUGGUACAGCAUUCUUCUUCCUGUACUCUGUCCUCGUUUCGGUUUGGAAUAUUUAUUUCCACGCUUUACGGCGUGUCCCGGGACCAAAGCUAUGGAUUGUGUUUCCUGUACUGCGACAUAUAUCCGGUGUUCGUGGAAGACUGGACAUUGAUAUGCGUCGAUUCCAUACGCAAUAUGGCGAGACUGUUCGUUUUGGCCCCGACGAGGUAUCCUUUAUUACACCAGACGCCUGGAAGAGCAUAUAUGGUCAAUUGCCAAGAGUCUCAAUGUCUGGGAGUAAGGGGAUUGAUAUUCUCAGUGCUGAUGAUCGCAACCACUCUCGAUACCGCAAGGCCCUCUCUCCCGCCUUCUCCUCUAGGGGACUUCAAGCGCUACAACCUCAUAUUAUCGUCUAUGUGGAGAAAUUGAUCAGUCGUUUAAAGGGAAUCGCUGAAUCUCAGCUUCCGUUGGAUAUGGCGAAAUGGUAUAAUCUAACUGCGUUCGAUCUGAUCGGCGACCUUGCUUUUGGUCAGUCAUUCGGUGGCCUUGAUCGCUCAGAAUAUCAUUACUGGGUCUCAACAAUCUUUAAUUUUGUCAAGGUUGUUCCAUUUCUGAAAUUUAAGGAUGCAUACCCGGUCGUUCUUCCUCUUUUGAUGGUAUUUUUGCCCAAGAGAUUCCUUGAGACGCACAAAAAGCAGGUUCAAUAUGCGAAGGAAACCGUUCAUAAAAGACUUGACAACAAGGCUGCAUAUGGGAGGGGUGAUUUUAUUGAUUCUAUGCUUCGAAAUCGUGGCGAGAAUUAUGGGCUGAGUGAUGAAGAAUUAGAGGUUAACGCUACACUCUUGGUCUUUGCUGGUAGUGAGACAACUGCCACUUUGCUAUCAGGUUUAACGUACUGGCUCCUGAAAUCCCCGGAGGUAUUCGCAAAGGUGACCUCUGAGAUUCGCGCAAUACCGACAGAAGCUGAGAUCAACCGGUAUAAUAUCACCAAUCAACUACCGUAUAUGAAUGCUUGUAUUGAAGAAGCGUUACGGUUGUACCCUCCCUUACCUAGUGGUUCACAGCGCCGCGCUGUUGUUCCGUGCCAGAUAUCGGGGUACGACAUUCCGCCCGGAACUAGGCUUUCCGUUCAUCACUCUGCAGCUUACUGGUCCCCAAUCAACUUCCACGAGCCGCAAUCCUUUAUCCCUGAGAGAUGGUUACCGAAUGUAAAGAACGACCCAUCUUCACCAUUCUUUUCUGAUAGGCGCGACGUUAUGCAGCCGUUUUCAGUCGGACCUCGUAAUUGCAUUGGAAAGAACUUGGCCUAUGCUGAAAUCCGUAUGAUUCUUGCCCGUGUUCUUUGGAAUUUUGACAUGGAGCUUUGCCAAGAAAGCCAGGCUUGGAAAGACCAGAGAACUUAUAUCCUUUGGGAUAAACCUCCCCUGAUGUGCAAAUUAAAGUUGCGAGCAUAG